GUGGAGCAGCACCAAUGACCUCCAGGGAGGCUCCUGUGAACUUUCUGGAAGAGGGUGGACUGGCUGAACGGUUCCUUCACAUUGAGCGAGAGCAGAUAGUCCACCUGAAUUCACUCAGCUUCCUUGAGCCCAUCCAGUAUGUUUAUAAUCCUUUGGAUUACGCCUGGGAGCCCCACCAAGACUAUGUGCGUAAAUAUUGUCGCUCCCGGAAGGAGGUGCUCUUUCUUGGGAUGAACCCAGGGCCUUUUGGCAUGGCCCAGACUGGGGUGCCCUUUGGAGCAGUGCAGCUUGUUCGAGACUGGCUGCAGGUAAGUGGACAGGUGUCUCGACCAGCACACGAACACCCUAAGAGGCCCAUCCGUGGCUUGGAGUGCCCCCAGACAGAGGUGAGUGGAGCCCGCUUCUGGGGCUUCUUCCGUUCUGUGUGCACCAGGCCUGAAAAAUUCUUCCAGCACUGCUUUGUACACAACCAUUGUCCGCUGCUCUUUGUCAGUCAAAGUGGGCGCAAUCUGACACCGGCUGACCUGCCAGCCACUCGGCGUGAACAGCUUCUGCAGAUUUGUGAUGAUGCCCUGUGUGAAGUUGUGAAGUUAUUGGGAGUUGCAACAGUCAUUGGGGUUGGACGCUUUGCUGAACAGCGUGCCCACAAGGCUUUGUCAGCUGCUGGCAUUCCAGUACGAGUAGAGUGGGUAAUGCACCCGUCACCUCGCAAUCCCAAGGCCAACAAAGGCUGGGAUGCCAUCAUCCGAGCAAAACUGGAAGAACUAGGCUUGAUGGCUCUCAUCACAGACUAACUGAAAACUCCAGAGAAAACAAAGAACUCUUACUUCAGAAGCAUUAAUUCUUCUACAGUACUCAUUGACUUGGAUUAAGAAUCUUCUAGCUUUAAUUAACCCGACCUCAGUUUUUCACUACUCUUAUUAGCCCUUCUGGGGUGAAUUGACAAUUGAGCUCUCCAGAUUUUUAUGAAGCACAAGGCUAGAAUAUAUUUUGUUCGGUGCUAACACUUAUUUAGGCAGCUGUAUUCAGUUGGGUAUCAGUGCCUUCUUCAUGGUACACUUCGUGGUAGAUAUUCAUGUUGCAGUUUCGUGCAACAAUAUUCCAGUUGAGAUUUUGCCUAAACCUUUGCCCUUUUGGGGUGAUAUGGAUCCUUAAUGCUGCUUAUGUUGAUGGACUACCAACUGAGUUAGCCCAGUAUUGUCUACUCCAUCUGAAGCUCUUUAAAGCCUAGAUAUGCUCAAUUUUCUAUAUGCAAAGCAGAUGCUCUGUCCUGGAGUUACAGUUCUGAAUCAGGAGGGUGGUGCGCAUCAUGGCAACAGUGUGGGAACUGCCUCCUCAUAGCUACUUUUAAUGCUGCUUAAAUUCACAUAUGCAUAUCAGAAGAAAACCUAAGCUGGGUCCAAGAACACUGGAAAAGCCCUAACUAGAAGUAGGAGGGAUGAGAUCUGUGGUUCUCUCUGUUUCUGCACUACUGUAUUCUUUGACAUGAAUGGUUCACAUCUCAUUCCCUUCUUGAUUGGUGGAUCUUUGGGAACGGAACAAAUGAACAAAGAAGAGGAAAUGGUUGGGAAAAAAGCUCCCCUCCCUCUCUUCAGUUCUUGGUUUGGUUUGGUGUUCAUUUGUUUUUUAAUUUAAAAUUGCAGCUAGCUACUCUCAGUCAACUGCUGAGUAGGAAGCGGCAACAUUUCUCAAAAUACCUGUUCAGGAAUUUGAAGGAACAAUGCAGGCAUAUUCCAGAUUACCCUGCAGUCAUCUCAACUACCUUGGCUAUAUCCUGGAAAACAAAUGUGUAGGAACACCCUUGACUGUUGCUGUACUAAGUAGGCUUGGAUUAAACACUGUCUGGAGGUAGCUGCUGUGCUUCUGGGUGCAGCCCCAUCACUAAAGACCAACAAAAUGUCUGUAUGGAGAAUGUGAGUGGAAUUUGCUCUUUACAGACUUGAACAUGGUUCAGAAGCAAUCCAACCCCGCCACCCAGCCUACAUUUCUUGUGCUAUUCCUUGUAAGUUAAACAUUCCCUUGAGUCGAGCUUGACUCCUGGUUUUCUUUGCAAUAAUGCAGAAGUGGUUUGUCUUUGGGAAGCAGGCAAGGGCAAACCACUUCCAAAAACCUUGCCAAGAAAACUGCAGGGACUAGUCCAGGCAGUCUCUGAGAAUCGGACAAGAUUGAACAGAUAAAAAAAAAAAGGUAUCUAUAGCUAAUCAGUAUGGCUCCUCUUCUAGGAACAAGAAUCAUAACCAGUUCAUAAUUUUAAGAGUUUCUUUUGAAAGCAGCAUCUGGAUCUUCUGUAGGACUGCUGGGAUUUGUUCACUUUUUUUCAAUCCAGAUUCCUUCUGGCAGAUUCCUGUGACAGAGAAUAUUGACGGGUUACUGUGAUGAGGAAUAAUCUGCAUUCUGUUCACUUACUAUGAUGGGAAAAUGUCACAUAAGAUGCUUCUUUGGAACACUAAAUGAUAUUUGUUUGUCCUAACUAUGUUGCAAAUGAUCACUCACUCAAAAAGAAAAAUUACACUCGUUCUUUCCUGUUUACAGAAAUGUGUUGUGGUUAAUUAAUAAUGCACCCAUUUUAUUUUGUCAUUGAUGUAACAAGCUAAAAGUCUCACUUUUGGGCGGGGUGAGUGGUUGACAUCUGGGUGUUGUUAUUGGCAUGGACUUCUCUGCCUCAAGCUCUUUGCUCCUGACCUUGGCUGAUGUAGCCCUCACACCUAAUACCCAAAGACUGUACCUUUUUGUUAGGAAACAAACACCUAACAAGGAAGUUUGGAAAGUGUUAACUGCUCUGUCAAUAAGAUGGGUGAUCCUUGAUGUUGUAGUAUAGAGAGAAACACCUCACUGAGCGCCCCCCCACAUCU
Molecule: messenger RNA, 2852 nt
Organism: Candoia aspera
Lineage: Eukaryota; Metazoa; Chordata; Lepidosauria; Squamata; Candoiidae
Gene: SMUG1
Product: single-strand-selective monofunctional uracil-DNA glycosylase 1
Exons: 2
Coding region: 15-794 (259 amino acids)
Biological process (GO): base-excision repair
Molecular function (GO): oxidized pyrimidine nucleobase lesion DNA N-glycosylase activity; single-strand selective uracil DNA N-glycosylase activity
Source: RefSeq, a predicted model, not a curated record